AUGGCCGUGGCCGGCGGGGAGGCGGCCUCGGCCCACAGUAAUGGCAGCGCUGUGAGCAAAGGACGCCAGCUGACAGCCGCCGCCGCCGCCGCCGCCGCCCACCCUCCUCGCCGGGGCCUCGUCCUCCACGCCUUCGGGCCGCCCCCUCCCCUGUCCCCUGCCCCUUGUCCCGCUUCUGCAGCAGCUGUAAGCUUCUUGAAGGCAACAUGUCUAGCACCUGGUAGAAGUCUGGACUAUAGUAGAUUUCAACACUAAACUUGCACAAUGUCUUUGAAACCAAGAGUAGUAGAUUUUGAUGAAACAUGGAACAAACUUUUAACGACAAUCAAAGCUGUUGUCAUGUUGGAAUACGUUGAAAGAGCAACAUGGAACGAUCGCUUCUCAGAUAUCUAUGCUUUAUGUGUGGCCUAUCCUGAACCCCUUGGAGAAAGACUUUAUACAGAAACUAAGGUUUUUUUGGAAAAUCACGUACGGCAUUUGCACAAGAGAGUCCUGGAGUCUGAAGAGCAAGUACUUGUCAUGUAUCAUAGGUACUGGGAGGAGUAUAGCAAGGGAGCAUACUACAUGGACAGCUUGUAUAGGUAUCUCAACACCCAGUUCAUUAAAAAGAAUAAGUUGACAGAAGCUGACCUUCAGUAUGGCUACGGCGGUGUGGAUAUGAAUGAGCCACUGAUGGAAAUAGGAGAGCUAGCUUUGGAUAUGUGGAGGAAAUUGAUGGUUGAGCCACUUCAGACCAUCCUUAUCAGAAUGCUGCUCCGAGAGAUUAAAAAUGAUCGUGGUGGAGAAGACCCAAACCAGAAAGUAAUCCAUGGGGUUAUUAACUCCUUUGUUCAUGUUGAACAGUAUAAGAAAAAAUUCCCCUUAAAGUUUUAUCAGGAAAUCUUUGAGUCUCCCUUUCUGACUGAAACAGGAGAGUAUUACAAACAAGAAGCUUCAAAUUUAUUACAAGAAUCAAACUGUUCACAGUAUAUGGAAAAGGUUCUAGGUAGAUUAAAAGAUGAAGAAAUUCGAUGUCGAAAAUACUUGAACCCAAGUUCAUAUACUAAAGUCAUUCAUGAAUGUCAACAACGAAUGGUGGCAGACCACUUACAGUUCUUACAUGCAGAAUGCCACAAUAUCAUCCGACAAGAGAAGAAAAACGACAUGGCAAAUAUGUAUGUCUUACUGCGCGCUGUGUCCACUGGUUUACCUCAUAUGAUUCAGGAGCUGCAAAGCCAUAUCCACGACGAGGGCCUUCGAGCCACCAGUAAUCUUACUCAGGAAAAUAUGCCAACACUAUUUGUGGAAUCAGUUUUGGAAGUACAUGGCAAGUUUGUUCAACUUAUCAACACUGUUCUGAAUGGUGAUCAGCACUUUAUGAGUGCGUUGGAUAAGGCCCUUACGUCAGUUGUAAACUACAGAGAACCCAAGUCGGUUUGCAAAGCACCUGAAUUGCUUGCUAAGUACUGUGACAACUUACUAAAGAAAUCGGCGAAGGGGAUGACUGAGAAUGAAGUAGAAGACAAGCUCACAAGCUUCAUUACUGUCUUCAAGUAUAUCGAUGAUAAGGAUGUUUUUCAAAAGUUCUACGCAAGGAUGCUGGCAAAACGUUUAAUUCACGGGUUGUCUAUGUCUAUGGAUUCUGAAGAAGCUAUGAUCAAUAAAUUAAAGCAAGCUUGUGGCUAUGAGUUUACCAGCAAGCUACAUCGGAUGUAUACAGAUAUGAGUGUCAGUGCUGAUCUCAAUAAUAAGUUCAACAAUUUUAUCAAAAAUCAAGACACAGUAAUAGAUUUGGGAAUUAGUUUUCAAAUAUAUGUUCUGCAGGCUGGAGCGUGGCCUCUUACUCAGGCUCCUUCAUCUACAUUUGCUAUUCCCCAGGAGUUGGAAAAAAGUGUACAGAUGUUUGAAUUAUUUUACAGUCAGCAUUUCAGUGGGAGGAAACUUACAUGGUUACAUUACCUCUGUACAGGAGAAGUUAAAAUGAACUAUCUGGGCAAACCAUAUGUAGCCAUGGUUACAACAUACCAAAUGGCAGUUCUUCUUGCCUUUAACAACAGUGAGACUGUCAGCUAUAAAGAGCUUCAAGACAGCACUCAGAUGAAUGAGAAGGAACUGACGAAAACAAUCAAAUCAUUACUUGAUGUGAAAAUGAUUAACCAUGAUUCAGAAAAGGAAGACAUCGAUCCGGAAUCUUCAUUUUCAUUAAAUAUGAACUUCAGCAGUAAAAGAACAAAAUUUAAGAUUACUACAUCAAUGCAGAAAGACACACCACAGGAAAUGGAACAGACUAGAAGUGCUGUAGAUGAGGACCGGAAAAUGUAUCUGCAAGCUGCUAUAGUUCGUAUCAUGAAAGCACGGAAAGUACUUCGGCAUAACGCCCUCAUUCAAGAGGUGAUUAGCCAGUCAAGAGCUAGGUUUAAUCCUAGUGUCAGCAUGAUUAAGAAGUGUAUUGAAGUUCUCAUAGACAAACAGUACAUUGAACGCAGCCAAGCGUCAGCAGAUGAAUACAGCUACGUAGCGUGAUGUCGCUCUCCUCCAGUGUGGGUGUGAGGUCAUUGCCGUCACCAUUUGGUGUGUUCCUGUGGGAAAAAGCAGGCCUGUGCCUCCAUAAUUUGGUCAUUUGGCAGCCCCUGUUUUUCUGCUGUUUACAACAUCACCAGUGCCACGUCAUGAGCGUCCGAGAAAAUGCCUAGAGAUACUUCAAGCUCAUGUCAUUCUGACAUUUCUUAAAACUUUAUUAAAAGAAUGAGUGAAGUAUUGCUGAAAUGUGGAAAUCUGGUUGGGUACCAUGCUUUUUCUCCCCUUCACGUUUGCAGUUGAUGUGUUUUUUUUUUUAAUGUAUCUUAAAGGACAUAAAAUAAAAAACUUAAAUAUUGUAAUAUGACAGAUAACCUAAUAAUUGUAUCCACAUUAAAAUGACAAACAUGAUAUUGCUGCUUGUCAAAUAAAAAAAUAAAGAAGUAGAAUGCC
Messenger RNA from Equus quagga, 2949 nucleotides. RefSeq names its product cullin 2 (gene CUL2). The coding region runs from base 265 to 2502 and encodes 745 amino acids. Lineage: Eukaryota; Metazoa; Chordata; Mammalia; Perissodactyla; Equidae. Gene Ontology annotation, biological process: protein ubiquitination; SCF-dependent proteasomal ubiquitin-dependent protein catabolic process. Gene Ontology annotation, molecular function: ubiquitin protein ligase binding. The transcript has 22 exons. Gene Ontology annotation, cellular component: Cul2-RING ubiquitin ligase complex; SCF ubiquitin ligase complex. The record is from RefSeq and is a predicted model, not a curated record.